Zychaea mexicana is the source of this 1688-nucleotide messenger RNA. RefSeq names its product NAD-dependent aldehyde dehydrogenase. The coding region runs from base 153 to 1634 and encodes 493 amino acids. The transcript is spliced from 9 exons. The record is from RefSeq and is a predicted model, not a curated record. Lineage: Eukaryota; Fungi; Mucoromycota; Mucoromycetes; Mucorales; Lichtheimiaceae. Gene Ontology annotation, molecular function: aldehyde dehydrogenase (NAD+) activity.
CUACGAGCAAGCCUCAGUGAUUAUAAUAGGUAUGAUACCAGAUUGUUUUUAGCUCGCCCGCCGCUUUGUGAAGUAUAUAUAAAGGAAGAUCCCGCUUUCGUUAUUUUUUUUUUCAUUCAUCAACUUUCUUUAUACUGACAACAGCAGCAGUAAUGUCUGAAAUCGAGCUCGUUACGCCAAAAGGCUACAAAAUCACUUUGAACACUGGCUUGUUCAUUAACAACGAAUUUGUCAAGGGUGCAGGUACCAUCGAUACGAUAAAUCCAUCUACUGGCCAAGUUAUCGCAUCAGUCGAAGCUGCUGAAGCCGAACAAAUCAAUUUGGCAGUGGAUGCGGCCGAAAAGGCAUUUUAUGGCGGUGGUUGGAAAACAAGCAACCCGAGAGAACGAUCACGUCUUAUGAAUAAACUCGCUGAUCUCGUGGAACGGGACGCUGAAGAUCUGGCUCAAAUUGAGGCUUUGGAUAACGGAAAACCGUUUGGAUUUUCAAAUGCUGUUGAAAUUCCAUUAAUCAUUUCGCAAUUACGUUAUUUUGCAGGUCUUUGUGACAAAUUGCAUGGCAAGGUCAUUGAGACACAAGGCAAACUGUCAUAUACCGUGCAUGAACCCAUUGGUGUCUGUGGCGGUAUCAUUCCUUGGAAUGUGGGAGCACUCAUGCUUGCCUGGAAAAUUGCCCCUGCCAUAUGCUGUGGAAACACAAUUGUUGUCAAGACAUCCGAACUGACCCCUCUGUCUGCACUGAAAAUAGCUACACUUAUCAAGGAAGUUGGCUUCCCACCUGGUGUGAUUAACAUUGUUACUGGCUAUGGCCAAUUGGCAGGCGAUGCAUUGGCUCGUCACAUGAGAGUACGCAAGCUGGCGUUCACCGGCUCGACGGCUACAGGUCGUGCUGUCCUCAAAGCGGCUGCAGAAACGAACCUGAAAAAGGUCACACUAGAGUUGGGUGGCAAGUCUCCCAAUAUCAUUUUUGAUGAUGUGGAGGAUUUGGAUCAGGCCGUUUGGUGGUCGUUGAAUGGCGUUUAUGUAUUGGGUGGUCAAGUAUGUUUUGCUGGAUCUCGAAUUUACGUUCAAGAAGGCAUUUAUGAUGCCUUCCUUGAAAAAUUCAGAGCCAUGGCAUCAAAAAGAGUGGUUGGUAGUCCGUUUGGCGACGAAGACUCUGAACAAGGACCCCAAGUGUCUGAGGAUCAGCUCAAGCGUGUCUUAAACUAUAUCGAUAUCGGCAAGAAAGAAGGCGCUACAUGUUAUCAUGGUGGCAACCGCAUUGGAGAUUCUGGUUAUUUUAUUGAGCCCACCAUCUUCACAGAUGUCGAACCCAGUUCGAGAAUCAUGCGCGAAGAGAUAUUUGGCCCUGUGGUGGUUAUCAGCAAGUUCAAGAACCAGGAUGAAGUGAUUGCUCAGGCAAAUGAUACGAGCUAUGGACUUGCAGCGGCAGUGUUUACGUCCAAUGUCACACGAGCAGUGGCAGCCUCUAAUGCAUUGGAAGCAGGCACUGUAUGGGUGAACUGGUACAUGCAAGUAGAUUCAGAAAGUCCGUUUGGUGGAUACAAGCAAAGUGGAUUGGGUCGUGAGUGUGGUGAAUACGCUUUGUCUGAUUAUACCCAAGUGAAAGCGAUUAAGAUCAACAUUGGUUUGUAGCAAGCAUGCUGCUUUGUAUCAAAACUGGACAUUAAACAAAGCGUAGAUAAACGU